CCCGCCGCCCCGCCGGCCCCGGGAGCCGCCGCCGCUGGGGGCACACAAGGGCCGCGGCGGCGGAGUGGCGGCGGCGGCGGAGCAGCAGCAGCGCUGGGCCGGGCUAGUGCCGCUGGCCGGUGGCAAGCAGGCCGGCGCGGGGGAUGCGGGCGCCCGGCCGCGCUACCAGGCGGUGCUGCCCGGGCGCGGCGCCGGGGAGGGCGCGGCGGGGCCGGGAGCGGGGCCGGGGCCCGGGCCUGGAGCGGGGCCCACUGAACCGGGUCCUCCUCCACCUACUCUUCCUCCGCCACCUCCGCCGCCCUCCGCCGAGGGCAAGUGGAAGAGCGGCCCGCGGCGCGGCGGGAUGGGGGCCGGCGGGGGCUCGCCGGGGCAGGCGGCCUGCCUGCGGCAGAUCCUGCUGCUCCAGCUGGACCUCAUCGAGCAGCAGCAGCAGCAGCUGCAGGCCAAGGAACGGCAGAUCGAGGAGCUCAAGGCUGAGCGGGACACGCUCCUUGCGCGCAUCGAGCGCAUGGAAAGGCGAGUGCAGCUGGUAAAGAAGGACAGCGAGCGGGAGAAGCACCGCAUCUUCCAGGGCUUCGAGGUGGAUGAGAAGCCAGAGGCAGAGGCCUGCGAGAAGCUGCCGCUGGAGUGUCCCCAGGACCUGCUGGAGCCUCCCCCAGUCCUGCAGCCCAAGCACUUCCCCUACGGCCGGAACGGGAAGGGGCACAAAAGGAAGCCGACAUUUGGGAGCGCGGAGAGGAAGACCCCUGUUAAAAAACUGGUGUCCGAGUUCUCUAAAGUGAAGAGUAAAACUCCGAAGCACUCCCCGGGGAAGGAGGAGUCAGGUGGCUCCUUAUCCGAAACUGUUUGUAAACGAGAACUGCGGAGCCAAGAGACUCCAGAAAAACCCAGGUCGCUCCUGGAGACCCCUCUGCGAGCCUCAGCCCCGCCAAAGGGCCCUGGUGCCCAGCCCAAGGAGAAGGGCUUCUUCAGCAGCGAGACAGACGACUUUCCCUAUCUCACAACCACGGAAAUGUACUUGUGCCGCUGGCACCAGCCGCCCCCGUCGCCGCUGCCGUUGCGGGAGCCCUCCCCAAAGAAGGAGGAGACUGUAGCAAUUCCGUCUUGGAGGGACCAUGUUGUGGAGCCCCUGAGAGACCCCAACCCCUCAGACCUCCUGGAGAACCUGGACGACAGCGUCUUUUCCAAACGGCAUGCGAAGCUGGAGCUGGAUGAGAAACGAAGGAAAAGGUGGGACAUUCAGAGGAUCAGGGAACAGAGAAUUCUACAGCGGCUGCAGCUCCGAAUGUACAAAAGGAAAGGGAUUCAGGAGUCGGAGCCUGAAGUUACCUCAUUUUUCCCUGAGCCAGAUGACGUGGAAAGCUUGCUCAUCACCCCCUACUUGCCUGUUGUCGCCUUUGGCCGGCCGUUACCAAAACUGACCCCACAGAAUUUCGAGCUGCCCUGGCUGGACGAGCGCAGCCGCUGCCGGCUGGAGAUGCAGAAGAAGCAGACGCCACACCGGACCUGCCGGAAAUAGCGGAGCCGCCGGGUCACGCCAACGGCCGCUGCCUUCUCCUGACACCUUCUUUGACGGAUGUUUUCGUUCCUCAGUGCCCCUUGUUUCAUUCUCUUGGGUUUUGAAACACGUUCCUCGGACCUGUCCCCUCCAUUCUGGCAGCCACACGCCUGGUAGCACGGGGCAGCAGCUGUCUGAAGCUUCUCAUCGGCUGCUCCGGUCCUGGAGGCAGCGGGCAGAUUCCAGCCCCUCUUACCCAUCCUUGCUGCUGCAGCUCCAUGUGCUGUCCCCGUUCUCCUGCAGCCAAUGUUUGCUUUACGUUGGACAUUCAACUUCGUGCUGUGGGCGGGAGUGUGGGGAGCAGCGGUGCCAGGCCGUGGUGUCGCCUCACCGGGCCGUGUCCCACCGGGGCUCUGCUGCCUCUGCCCCCUCGUUACGUUUAGUUAGAAAACAGGAUAAGCAUCAAUUCACGUCCAGUUUAUGUUUGUGAGAGGCGGCAGCUGGUGCUGCCAGCGGGUCCCGGUGCCAGGGUGCGGAGUUGGGGUCGCCAGGAGAAGCCGCUUUGGUUUCCCCCCUCCCUUUUGAAUGGCUGUAAGAGUUCUAAACAAAACAAAGCUUUUUUUUUGUGUGUGUGUGUGUGUGAGUGUGUGAAAUAGAAAAUCCUGUACGCACAA
Messenger RNA from Colius striatus (speckled mousebird), 2172 nucleotides. It is a transcript of the gene MSL1, whose product is annotated as MSL complex subunit 1. The transcript is spliced from 8 exons. The record is from RefSeq and is a predicted model, not a curated record. Lineage: Eukaryota; Metazoa; Chordata; Aves; Coliiformes; Coliidae. The coding region runs from base 344 to 1519 and encodes 391 amino acids. Gene Ontology annotation, cellular component: MSL complex.